Messenger RNA from Drosophila albomicans, 2136 nucleotides. RefSeq names its product scoloptoxin SSD552. Lineage: Eukaryota; Metazoa; Arthropoda; Insecta; Diptera; Drosophilidae. The record is from RefSeq and is a predicted model, not a curated record. Bases 327 to 1517 code for a protein of 396 amino acids. The transcript is spliced from 4 exons. Gene Ontology annotation, cellular component: extracellular region.
AAGUCUAGCUGCACGCACGAGAGUGGAGUUGGAGUCGUCGGCAAAUUUCGUGGCGUUUUUUUCGGUUUUUGGACAUUAUUUUUGAAAGCCUCUUCCGCAACCCUCAAAACUGGUGAUUCGCUUUAAGCCAUCUUAAAUUGUGGCAAACAAAAUUUCAAUUCUAUUUAAAUUACAUCAAAAAGUGUCUGAAUUAAAAUAUAAAGCUGUCGUUUAUGAAAAGCUUAUAUUUCAACAAAUAAUAAGUGUUUAACAAAGUGAAAAGUUUAACACAAAAGUGAUAACAAAAAAUUAUUAUUUGCUAACAAAAAUUAAAUAUAAUAAACAACAUGAUGAUGCAGCAAAGUGUAUUACUUCCUCUGGCCAUCAUGCUCAUCUCCUGUGGAGUGGCAUUCGCAUGCCAUGGAAAACUAAUCGCAUCGGGCAUCAGUACGGAGGAGAGAUCAAUCAUCUUGCAGGAACACAAUCGCCUGAGGCAACUUGUGGCCACCGGACGCUAUCCGGGCCAACCGGGUGCCGAGAAUAUGCGCGAAAUCAUCUGGGAUGACGAGCUGGCUGCCCGUGCCCAGCAAUGGGCCGACAAUUGUCAGUUCCGACACGAUCCGCAUCGCACAAUAAAUCGCUUUACCAUGGGUCAAAAUCUGGCCAUUAUUUGGAGCACUGCACCGUUGGAUGCCGAUGAUGGUGAUUUUCCCUCUCGCAUUCAAAACUGGUUCAACGAGGUGCAAAAGUAUUCAUUCGGCGACGCCUGGUCACCCAAGACUGGUCACUACUCGCAGCUCGUUUGGGGUGAGACGAGUCUGGUCGGUUGCGGCUUUGCCGAGUACAAAGAUAACAUCAAAUACAACAAGCUCUACGUGUGCAACUAUGGACCUGGUGGCAACGUUGUCGGUUAUAAUCCCUACGAGGUUGGAAAACCAUCGUGCUCCACCUAUGGCAUGAAACCAUCGUCCAGGUAUCAGGGACUCUGCGCUGCACCCGGUGCAUCUCCAGCAGUGGCAAAUAGCGUCUAUGGCGGCAAUACUUUUGAAACGUAUGAGUACAGCUACAACUCAGCUACAACGCUUAAUAGCAACAGCAACCAGAACAAUAACAACAACAAGCCGACUAACAACAUUAACAAGAGCAACAUCAACAACAACCGCAACUACAAUAAUCCCAACACCCAAUUUGCAUACUCCUCCCCCAAAUUCCCUACACAGGCAGCGGCACCAUCAGCAUCAGCGACGUCGUCCGGUGGCAGCUCCUUUGGCACUAAGACACGUGGCGGUAGCCAGGCCUAUACAACGGAGAUUAGUCAACAGCAUUCCGGCAAGUACAAGCACAAGCUUGAGGCAUAUCGGCCCAGUGCUGCAGAAUUUGAGAAGUCCGUACAGAAGCAUACAAUACUACGCACCUAUAUAGAGCAGAAUCCGAAUGAGCAGCCAGCGGUAGUGCCGGAGCAGCAAGCAGCCGGACCGGAAGCGUCCAGCACCCCGAAACCGAGUCGUGGCUGGAGCCUAUUGUCUUGGCGCGGCUAAGAACGUCCCCCACACAUUAUGUCAUGCCCCAUUUUGCCGCAGAAUGUAUUAGCUCACCCAAGCCCAGUAAUAACUACUAUGUAGUAUCAUUAGAACCAUCUUCGAUUCUGAGUUUCAAACUACCAUCUAACAUAUACUUCUUGUACGUAUUCGUAUACCUCCCUGGUACCUCAUGCAAAGACCAGACAACAUAUCUAUCUCUCUAGCGCAUACUCGUAUAUAGCGAAUAAUAAAUAGCCUUUUAUUUAAAACAUUCAAACAUAUUGAAAUUGCCAUAUGAAGUACAUUACAUACCAUCUUAGUGCUACGAUACUUGCUUAUUUUGGAAUUUUAUAUUUAAAAUUAUUUAUAUUGUAUUAUUGAAACCAUCAAAUGGAACAUUAAUUGCUAUAUAUUUUAGCUACUUUUUCGCAUGAUUCACACUGCCACUCAGCUCGAAUCAUUAGAAUAUGCAUCAUCUCAAAUCAAAUCACUUCCGAAUAUUUGUAUCAAAUGUUUGUACCAAAAAAUUACAAAUCUAAAUUUCCAUUAAUAAGCGCCUAACAUCAACUACUUAUUGUGUUAUAGUAUUGUGUUCAAAAUAAAUAAAACAGCAAGAUGAUAUAUUAUAUGAAAACAC